Messenger RNA from Trichogramma pretiosum, 2133 nucleotides. RefSeq lists its product as uncharacterized. The transcript has 11 exons. The record is from RefSeq and is a predicted model, not a curated record. Lineage: Eukaryota; Metazoa; Arthropoda; Insecta; Hymenoptera; Trichogrammatidae. The coding region runs from base 1 to 2133 and encodes 710 amino acids.
AUGAAGAUACCAUUGAUGUGCUUCGUACUGAUAGGAGUUGUUUUUUCCGUACCGGUGAAGAAACAGCUAUCGACGGAAGAAAAAAUUGCUGGUCUCUUAGAACUUCCUUCGCUUUUAAACUUUAAAAUCAGUAAAGUAGAAUUAAUUACGUUUAUUUCUAUCAUGAUUAAAUUAUUAGUUUACGAAAUGAAUUUAACCAUUAAAAAUGCCAACCACGAUAAUACUAAUUCUCAAGAUAUAGAGAAACUACAGAAUGCGAUUGAUAUUCUCAAUCACGCUAUGAAAGAACUAAAAAGAGAAAAGAAUCGAUUUAAAAAUACAAUUAUGCAUAAAAAAAGGGACACGUCCACGCAAAAUUUUCAAAAAAAUAUCUUAACGACGCCAAGUUAUAGACAUUCACCUUAUAACAAAAACAAACUAGAACCUAUAGCGAUUUUGAAUGAAAGCGGUGAAUUGGAUCACAAUCUCGACCAAUUGUAUACAGAUGUGGUAAAUUGGUUGAAAAAUGAUCCAAAACUUUACGCAGUAGCAAGUGCGAAAAAUCAAAAUCAUUCCGGUGAAGUUACCAUUCCAAUAGAAGCUACAGUUGUAUUUAAGCAAGAGGAUACUUUAUCGCGCCAGAAAAGAUCGAAAAAUCAACAGCAAAAAUACCAGCAACGCGAAGGAUCAAAUAUUAUUAGAAAAAGAAAGGAAGAUUUCGACUUGGCAACUAUGAGCGAUGAAGAGGUAACAACGCGGCGACCGGCAAAAAUGAAAGUUUCCAAGACGAAGAAUAAGAAAAGUGAAAAGUCUCCACCUUCGCUCAUAAAUACUCUUGUUAAAACGUUUCUUUUACCCGAUAAAAAUAACGUGAUGCCAGAUAUUGCAAAUAUAAUUACACAAGUUGGUAAAAAGUAUUUGAAAUCGAAUUUUACACAGUUAACUGUUGAUGAGAAUGUAGGUAAAGAUAUAUCAGAGCCCGUUUUAAAUGAAGAAGAGAAUGAAGAAGACGAAGACAUUUCUAAUAAGCCUAAGCCCAAUAAAAAAAGAAAGAAAAACGAAAAACCUCAAAAGCAGUCAGACUUUGAUGACAUUUUCGACGACGAUGGUUUUGGCUUUGAUCAAGAUUAUGAUGACAGAAACCAGGGUUCAUUAGGUUCAUUAGCAGAUUUGAUACCAUUGCUUAUUCCAAUUCUUGAGGAUAUCAGUGAUCCCGAGUCAGACACCGAUUUGGGGGAAAUUUUAUCAGCAGCUGUUCCUUUAAUUCAAGGACUUUUGGAACCAGACCCAGAGAGUGGAGUUGCGGGACCAGAUAUCGUUGGAAUAGCGUUACCUCUUUUACAAACUUUAUUACUAGGUAAAGACGGAAUGGGCAGUGAUAGUGGGGCUUUUUUAGGACCUUUAGUUCAGAUUAUAGGACCUAUAAUUGGACCUGUUCUGGGGCCUCUUGUUGGACCUUUAUCGUCGGCUUACAGUGGAGAUGGACCAAGGGCUUUUCCACUGGGGAAAAUUCUCGCCUCUUUUUUAGGAUAUUUUAGCGAGGAAAGAGAUGGAAUGUCGAUUAUAGCAUCGCUAACAUCGUCCACCGUUGCGAUACUCAGUAAAGAGCUCAGUGGACCGGACUCGGAAAUAGACGUCGGCAAAUUGGUGAGUCAGGUGAUCACUGGCGCCUCGAGUGGAUUCAGCGCUGGGGCCAGUGGCGAAUCUAGCGCCGGCUUGAGCAACGGCCCCGGAGGUGGAUAUCCCCCGGCUGCUUACGGGCCACCGUCGACUGCCCAAAUCGCCCUGAUCGAGCCGCCGAAAAAGAAUCAACCCGCACCCGCGACGUUCAACAAUUCCAAUAAAAAACGCACGAGUAAAAGAAAGUCGAUCAAUGCGUUCCGACCGCAAUCACCGAGGCCGAAGCCGACUCCACGGCCGAGCCUCGACGACUAUGAUUCGGCCGAGGCGCAAAACUACGGAGCUUACGGACCUCCAGCGGGUGGAGGAUCGGGCGAGGGAUUUACCAAGGCAUUUCAAAAGAUCAUAGCCAGCGGAGUGAAUUUGCUCUCGGCCUUCUUGGGUCUUUCGUCGACGUCGUCCGGUACAUCGGCCGAUACAACGGGCUCGUACGGUCAGGCCAUGUACGGUCCACCGGCACCUUACCAAGGAUAA